CUUACCCUCUCCUUAUUACCUUCUCCUUCCCCUCUCCUUCCGCUCUACCCUCUACCCUCUCUCUUCUCUGUACUCAAAGUCGCACCCCCCGGACCAAGCCGACUGAGUCGGUUGAAACCUCGAUUGCUCUGAAUCGAGACGAGACACCGGACUCCAACCAUGAAGGCCCUCACUCUCUUCUCCUCCCUGGCUCUGCCCCUCCUGGGCGAGGCCUGCCUCCUCCCCGAGGAGCUGCUGGAUGCCGUUCCCGCCCCCCAUAUGGUCCUCCCCCGCCAGACUGGUAACACCGGCCUCGGCGUCGGCCAGGGAGACCGCUUCGAUGGCGGUUCCGUCGUGCCCCGCGGCCCCGGCUCCCAGGAGCACGGCACCGACAUGGGCCUGCUCCUCAACGUGAAGGAGAUCCACAGCGCCGUCCGGGCCCUCGUCGACGAGUACGGCAUCGAGUACUUCGAGGCCCCCGACAAGACCUACGACGGCAACCCCAUCUUCGGCGCCCGCGCCGGCGGCACCCCCGGCUGCGCCUCCAGCUACCACGUGUACUUCAACGCCGCCAUCCACGCCCGCGAGCGCGGCUCGGCCGACAAUAUCGUCUACUUCAUGGCCGACCUGCUCUACGCCAACAAGCACAACACCGGCCUGCGCUACGGCGGCCGCACCUACAGCAACUGCGACGUGCGUCGCGCCCUCGCCACCGGCAUCGUCUUCACCCCGCUCGCCAACCCGGACGGCGUCGCCUGGGACCAGGAGACCAAUACCUGCUGGCGCAAGAACCGCAACGCCACCAGCGCCAUCGAGGGCAACCCGGCCUCGGUCGGCGUCGACCUGAACCGGAACUUCGACUUCCUCUACGAUUACAUAGAGAAGUUCCACCCGGACGUCGGCCCCAGCCUCGCAUCCCAGAACCCGGCGGCCCAGACCUUCCAGGGCCUCUCGGCCUUCUCCGAGGCCGAGUCCCGCGCCAUCAGGUGGGUCAUGGACACCCACCCGUCGCUCGGCUGGUACAUGGACAUCCACAGCUACACCGGCGUGCUGCUCUACGCCUGGGGCAGCGACGAGAACCAGAUCCGCAAGCCGUACAUGAACUUCAUGAACAGCACCUACGACAACGUCCGCGGCCUGCUGCCCGACGACCCGGACGCCGGCGACGUCUACGGCGAGUACAUCCCCUCGCGCGACUGGGCCGACAAGGUCUACGCCGCCGAGCGCUCCAAGCUGGCCAUGCACGCCGCCACCGGCCGCUACUACGACGCCUACCCGGCCGCCCUCCUCUACCCCACCUCCGGCGCCAGCGACGACUACGCCUACGCCCGCCACUUUGUCGACCCCGGCCUGUCCAAGAUCCACGGCUACUGUCUGGAGUUUGGAUUCGGCAACAGCCAGGUCCGCAGCUGCCCCUUCUACCCAAGCCCGCAGCAGUACCACCAGCACCUCCUCGAGACCGCCUCGGGCUUUAUGGAGUUUCUCCUGGCCGCUUCCGAGAUUGGCCUGGGGCCUGAGGGCACCUGUUAAGGGGUCGCGGAAGUGGAUGUCACCAAGCUGUUGCAUAAGGCGGGGUUUAGAAAUUAGAAGGUGAUGGACAUGCGAGGGAGGGACAUGUACAGCUGCCUCUUGAGUCCCAGAUGUAGAAAGAAGUGUGUAUGUAUAUGUAAAACCUAAUACAACACGAAAACGUCGCACGUCGUUGACCUGUUCCUCUCGUCGCGGACCAUACGCAGGGUACACUACAGUAGUGGCGUGUUGGGACGUGUUGGGACGUGUUGGAACGUGGGGUCAAUCCAGACCACCAGGGACAUACAACGUACCUAUACUAAGGUACGUUAUUAACCAACGACACAAGGCGAAAAUGACUCUUCGUACAAUGAAGCC
Sodiomyces alkalinus F11 is the source of this 1866-nucleotide messenger RNA. RefSeq names its product carboxypeptidase A. Lineage: Eukaryota; Fungi; Ascomycota; Sordariomycetes; Glomerellales; Plectosphaerellaceae. The transcript has a single exon. The record is from RefSeq and is a predicted model, not a curated record. The coding region runs from base 160 to 1509 and encodes 449 amino acids. Gene Ontology annotation, biological process: proteolysis. Gene Ontology annotation, molecular function: zinc ion binding; metallocarboxypeptidase activity.